CUUCCCUCACCCUCCACCAGAGGUCACCCCUGGUGAGACUUGGCUUGCAUCCCGGGUUUGCAGUUGUGAUUUAUUUUUGGCACCUCAGCCUUGCCUCAUCAAGUAGCACAGCACGAAGAAGAGCAGCAAAAUAUCCUGCUCCGGCCACGAGUGUCUGCUUGAGACGCACUUCAGUCCUCUAUUGUCCCUUCUCCCCAAGGGGCUCUGGGACCUUUGAGAUUCCUGUCAAGUUCACUCAAGGGCGUGCAAGGACCUAACGAGCCCUUCAGGAUCACUCCAAGGAGCUGAGCAUGACACGGGACGAGGCACUGCUGGACUCACAUUCUGCACAGGGCUUCUAUGAGAAUUAUGAGACCAAGGAGAUCCUGGGCAGGGGAGUUAGCAGUGUCGUCAGGCGCUGUAUCCACAAGCCCACAUGGCAGGAGUACGCUGUGAAGAUCAUUGACAUCACCGGAGGGGGCAGUUUCAGCUCCAAGGAAGUGCAGGAGCUGCGACAGGCCACGCUGAAGGAGGUGGACAUCCUGCACAAGGUGUCAGGGUACCCCAACAUAAUACAGCUGAAGGACACUUAUGAGACCAACACUUCCUUCUUCUUGGUGUUUGAUCUAAUGAAAAAAGGGGAGCUCUUUGAUUACCUCACUGAGAAGGUCACCCUGAGUGAGAAGGAAACCAGGAAGAUUAUGAGAUCCCUGCUGGAGGUGAUCUGCACCUUGCACAAACUCAACAUCGUACAUCGGGAUCUGAAGCCCGAGAACAUCCUCUUGGAUGAUGACAUGAACAUCAAGCUCACGGACUUUGGCUUUUCCUGCCAGCUGGAACCAGGAGAGAAGCUACGAGAGAUCUGUGGGACUCCCAGUUACCUGGCCCCUGAGAUCAUUGAGUGCUCCAUGAACGAUGACCACCCAGGCUACGGGAAGGAGGUGGAUAUGUGGAGCACAGGGGUCAUCAUGUACACCCUGCUGGCUGGCUCCCCGCCCUUCUGGCACCGCAAGCAGAUGCUGAUGCUGAGGAUGAUCAUGAGUGGCAACUACCAGUUUGGCUCACCCGAGUGGGAUGACUACUCGGACACGGUGAAAGACUUGGUCUCCCGCUUCUUGGUGGUGAACCCCCAGGGCCGCCUUUCAGCAGAAGAGGCCUUAGCGCAUCCCUUCUUCCAGCAGUAUGAUGUGGAAGAAGUGCGCCACUUCAGCCCCAGGGGGAAGUUCAAGGUGAUUGCUCUGACAGUGCUGGCUUCAGUGCGGAUCUACUACCAGUACCACCGGGUGAAGCCUGUGACCCGGGAGAUCGUCAUUCGUGACCCCUAUGCCCUCCGGCCUCUGCGCCGACUCAUCGAUGCCUACGCGUUCCGAAUCUAUGGCCACUGGGUGAAGAAGGGCCAGCAGCAGAACCGGGCUGCCCUCUUUGAGAACACACCCAAGGCCGUGCUCCUCUCCCUGGUUGAGGACUACUGAGAGAGGGCGGGAGGGAUGGGGGAGUAGGGGCAGGCAGGGAGGGGAAGCCACAGAAACGUUAGUCAAAGGAAUGAGAUUGUGUGCUGACACCUGUGCUGAGGGCACACUUGGUCCUGGCCAGGACUCCUGGGACUGGGCCAUUAUCCCCUUGAGAGGCUGUGCACAAGAGCAGGGCACCCCCAUCACACAAAGGUGCAGCGAGGGCCAGGCCCACAGGGGAGGGGACUAGAUGUGGUCUGACAGCCAGGGGCUUCCUACUCCUCUUCCCAGUUUACCACCGUCUGAGUUUCUCCUCAUAGGAGGCCCAGAGCUACUGACACUAGGAUGUGCUUCCCUUAGGGUCCCAGUGCGAGGAUCAAAGACAGGCAACAGUCUGAGACAUACGAUCACAUGAGAUUUUACUGACCUCACAUCCUGUGACACCAUGGGAGCAGGUUCUUCCCUAAGGGACAAUGUUCUAGAGCCAUAGCAAAACCCUUCACAUAAUUAACAAUCGAAAGAGGAACUUCUCACAUUUGUCUUUCUGGAGUAUUAUUACUUUGUGACUUCCAUGAUGCACAGUUUGGCCUGGUAAAUAUUCAGUUCUCCUAGACCCUUUAAAGACUGACAUUGUGCUUUAAAGAGCCCUCAUUACUUCAUUUUAUGUACUAGUGGAAAUUAGGUUCCUUCAAAGACACAUAAAACACUAUGAAUGAGGCAAAUGAAAGAAGCAUUUUUUUUCACAGCAAUUUGCUGGGAAAGCAGUGUCAGAUCCCUGAAUCAGACACCGAAAUGGGGGAGGGAACAGAUUUAAAAUUUUUUAACAAACUGCCUUUAAGAGCACUCUGCCUCAAUUGUUUGAGAAUUUGGCCCCUGUAUGGUUAAUAUUUGACCUCUGAGAGAGAAACACCCAGCUCCCGACCACAAUCAGUGGCCUCCCCCUGAUUCCCCAAGAGACAGUGGCCUCCUCUGAGGUGAAAAGGCCUCUCCCACCUGGUCACAAAGAGAUGGGGGAGGGGAAGGCAGUCACUCCGGAGGCUGAAGUUGAAGAGCUUGAGUUUGGCUGCGUUUGGAAUGUGGCCAGGGAGUGGCCCAGGUACCACGGGGCUCUCCUUCCUGGCUCUGCGGGGCUGCUCACAGCUCCCGGGGCAGUCGGCCUACACUGGAAGCACAGCGGAAGCCUAGGUUGUCUGAGGCUGAAUCUGGAGUGUUGCCCAUCCUGCCACCAAAGGAGAGGAGAGAAAAUGAACAUUUGUUGAGAAAGUGGCCUUGGGCCUUACCCAACUUUCCUGUUCCACCUUCCAGGGCCUGCUGUGGUCUAGGGUGCCUGAGGACUGCGGAGGGCGUGGUAUGGAAAGAAGCUUGGUCUGAGGGUGCCCCUGGGGAUACGAAGUGGCACUGGGACAGGCUGGAAGAAGUGAGAGUGGUCCUGGGAGAUUGCAUUGGAGGGCAGGAAAGGCCAUGACUAAUAACUUUGACUGUUGGUAGUUAGGAGUAACUCAGCCAAGGAAAUCUGUCUGCAAGAAGUGAGAAUAUCAUAGGCCCUGGCUGGGAAGCUUAGUUGGUUCGAGUGUCAUCCUGAUAUGCCAAGGUUGUGAUUUCAAUUCCCAGUCAGGGCACAUAUAAUAAUCAACCAAUGAAUGCAUAAAUAAGCAGAACAACAAAUCGAUGUUUUUCUCUCUCUUUUUCUCUUCCUUCUCCCUUCUCUCUCUUUAAUCAACCAAUAUUUUUUUUUAAAGUGUGAUAUCAUAGUGCCGACCAGUUAUGCAUACUUUUCAAGAAGUUUCACAUAUAUUCCCUUAUUUCCCAACUGCUCUGGCAGGCAGAAUUUGUUCACCAAUUUAUAGACUCAGGAUCAGAUACUGGAAAGGGUUAAAUUUCUUGCCCAAGGCCAACCACUGCUUCAACAGUACAACAGAAUCCAUUUCAAACCCAGUUUCCUGGUUUGCAGGCCAGUACUUUUCUACUACUUUAUUCUAAACAAGGAGGUGAGAGAAUACAGGUGCCUCUAUAGGUCAAAGGGACACCUGGAAAUAUGAUAUCUUGAGGCCGCAGAAACAGUGGCCUCUACAGUCCUUAUGGAACCAAGGAGUAGGGGGAGGUGCAGGGAGAUCAAACAAAACAAAUACACAGAUGAACAAAGUAGAAAGUCCUAGAAGGAGCCCAGGAGCCUGGGAUUCUACCACUUAGUUGACACCACUAACCAUCUGUGUGAAAUGAGCAGGUCCUGGGACCCACCUGAGCCCAUUUUUAACUCGACUGUAAAUCAAAAUGUUUGUAGAAAAUGAUUUUUCAUGUGGCCACCAGUAUGAAGAGUCAAUAUUCCCAUGACCCAUGGCCAUGGCCUACUGACGAGGCCAUUCUACUUCCCUGCCUCUGAACACCUAUUUAUAAGGACAGGGAGAGAAACCCACAUAAUUAAGAUUCUGGAUACAAAGUCUCCCUUGGUGCUAAGAGCUGAGAAGAAAAGGCACAAGUUGUCCUGGACUGUUUUGUUUUUCCUGGCAAGCGCUGCCUGCUUUCUUUUCUAUAACAACUCCUGGUAGAGACGCCGAGGCAGUGCCAGCACCAGUUCUGGUGCCACCUGUGCUCUGGGAGCCCAUGUCCCAGGUCCUCAGCCCCCAGCUACCAAGCUCCUCACCUGGUGGUGACCCGGGCCCGGUGAUUGGCGGAGCCAUCAGACGUGUCGAUCCAGGACGCCCCCCGCAGGACACGCAUGUCCUGGCCAGCACCCUGGUAUGGUGAAGCGGUCCACUCCCACACGUUGCCCAGGAGGUCAUAGAGCCCUGCAGCACAGCAGGCGGGUCAGUUCCUUGCUGGGAAGCACCGCGCCCACCCUGCCGGCCAUCACAGUCCUGGGAGCAAAUGCUUCCCCACGGUGCUGCUUUCUGCCUCAUCAGGCAGAAUGCUCCCACCAAACAAUUUGUGAAUGUUGAUAGGAACCCAACGCGAAAUCUUACCAUAGUUAUUCUGCGGUGGGAAAGCGUCCACUGGGGAGACUCCAUGGAAGCCAUCUUCAGCCUUGUCACCCUUGGGGAAAUUUCCCUGAGGGGAAGAAAUUUAGGGUAAAAAAUUUACCAUCCGGUCGCACGAGUGUUCCUGCCUGCCCCCAGGAAAACCAAGGUCAUCUUGCUGCAUCACCUGGAAUAGGAGGAAGGGCAUGGGGCAGUGCUCUGAGGUAUGUUCCCACCCUGAGCUCCCACACCAGUUGCCUCACGUCCUCCCCGCUGAGUUAGGAAGUGUGUGGUUUUCCCUAUGCCUGCAGUGGUCCGUGUCAAACCCAUCCCACUCCCACUUUCUCCGCUCUCAGAGACCUCGGCCCCUCUGCCUCAAACCCCAUCUGCCAGGCACCUUGGGAAGGAAGGCUCCUCUUCCCUUUCUCCACGCUGCGCACGCUCCACCUUCUCAGGAACCACUGAUGCCCAUUCUAUACUCUGCCACCAUCUCUUUAUCUUCUACCACUGACGGGUUUAACUUCCCUCAUCUGCCCUGACUCUCCCUCAUCUCUUGCUCCUUGCCACCUAAAUUCUUGAAAAAGUAACCCAUAUUUGUGAAUGCAAUUUGUUCAACUUGUUCAUUUCUCUCAUUAAAAUUGGGCUCAGCUGCCAUGACUCUAUGGAAGUUGCUCUUAUGAACGGGAAGAUGAAGGGGCUCAACACCUCCUAUGUGCUAGGGCUGCUACACUUAUAUCUUUUAACUAAUUAAUUAAUUUUUUAUCCUCGCCCAAGGGCAUGCUUAUUGAUUCUAGAGAGAAGGGGAGGAAAGGAGAGAGAGAGGGAGAGAAACAUCGAUGUCAGAACA
This is a messenger RNA of Pteronotus mesoamericanus, 5231 nucleotides long. RefSeq names its product phosphorylase kinase catalytic subunit gamma 1 (gene PHKG1). The transcript is spliced from 10 exons. Lineage: Eukaryota; Metazoa; Chordata; Mammalia; Chiroptera; Mormoopidae. The record is from RefSeq and is a predicted model, not a curated record. Gene Ontology annotation, cellular component: phosphorylase kinase complex. Bases 291 to 1451 code for a protein of 386 amino acids. Gene Ontology annotation, biological process: glycogen biosynthetic process; protein phosphorylation. Gene Ontology annotation, molecular function: calmodulin binding; phosphorylase kinase activity; ATP binding.